Molecule: messenger RNA, 627 nt
Organism: Trichechus manatus latirostris (Florida manatee)
Lineage: Eukaryota; Metazoa; Chordata; Mammalia; Sirenia; Trichechidae
Product: CD209 antigen-like protein 2
Exons: 6
Coding region: 1-627 (208 amino acids)
Biological process (GO): biological process involved in interspecies interaction between organisms
Cellular component (GO): external side of plasma membrane
Molecular function (GO): D-mannose binding; fucose binding
Source: RefSeq, a predicted model, not a curated record
AUGGCGCAACAGCUGGACUCUCUGGGGUGUCUGGGCCAGGGCUGCCCUCCCCUGGUGCUGCUGCUCCUCUUCCUCCCACUCGUCACUGUGCUUCUUGUGGCUGUCUUGGUAGAAGUCUCCAAGGUCCCUAAGGUCCCCAGUUCCAAAGACCUGGAGCAUUUGAAGCAGGAGGAAAUCUACCAGGAACUCACCCAGCUGAAGGCUAGAGUUAAUAGCCUGUGCCGCCCCUGUCCCUGGCAGUGGACAUUCUUCCAAGGAAACUGUUACUUCUUCUCCAACUCCCAACGGAAUCAGCAUGACGCCAUCACUGCCUGCCAGGAAGUGGGGGCCCAACUGGUCAUAAUCAAAACUGCUGAGGAGCAGAACUUCCUGCAGGUGCAGAUUUCCUGGAGGAAUUGUUUCACCUGGAUAGGGCUCUCUAACUUGAAACAUGAAGGCACAUGCCACUGGGUGGAUGGUUCACCUCUGCUGCUCAGCUUCAUGAAGUAUUGGAACAAAGGGAAACCCAACAGCAGUAGGGAAGAAGACUGUGCGGAAUUUAGAGGCGAAGGCUGGAAUGACUCCAAAUGUGAUUAUAGCAAAUUUUGGAUCUGCAAGAAGACUGCAGCCUCCUGCUCCAGCAGCUGA